Molecule: messenger RNA, 2298 nt
Organism: Brassica napus (rape)
Lineage: Eukaryota; Viridiplantae; Streptophyta; Magnoliopsida; Brassicales; Brassicaceae
Exons: 8
Coding region: 1-2298 (765 amino acids)
Molecular function (GO): nucleic acid binding; zinc ion binding
Source: RefSeq, a predicted model, not a curated record
AUGGAACAGGAUGAUGCGGUUCAAACCGCAGUGUUACCAGCUGGAACCAUUCCAACCACAGUGUUACCGACUCAGGAGGGGCUGGGUAACAAUGAGACCGGACUUCCAGUGGAUCCGAUCCUUCCUACUGAGACUCGUGUGAAUGCUGAGGAUGGUCAGCAAUGGCAAGUUCAAGAGGAUGAUGCUGCGUCCUCCGAUGCAGAGGAUGAGAAUAACCUGGGCAUUGAUACAGAUAAUGAUGGGGUUGAUGGUGUUACUCCUCCGGUUCGUGUGGCUGCUCAAGUGACUGGUGUCCGUCCGAGGCAGGUAGCUGAGGUGGUUGAAAUCGACCCACCAGCUAGGCCUCUCCAACGUAUGGAUUACCUGAAGGUUCUGGAGCACAUCUCCAAGUUGGGGACUAAACACUUUGCGGGAAGUGUUGAUCCUAUGGAGGCAGAUGAGUGGAGGAGUCGGUUGGUUCGCAACUUCCGCUCAACUCGUUGCCCUGAGGAUUACCAGAAGGAUAUUGCAGUGCACUUCUUGGAAAGUGAUGCACACAACUGGUGGUUGGCUCUUGAUAAGCGUACCAAUGGCAUCAUUGAACGCUUUGCUGAUUUUGAGGUUGAGUUCAACCACAAGUACUUUCCAGCAGAGGGACGCAGGACGGUCGGUGAGUAUGAGAAAGAUUUUAACCGGCUGAGGCGUUAUGUGGGCAAAGAACUGGAGGACGAGGCAGUACAGGUCCGUAGGUUCAUCAGAGGCCUUAGGGCCGAGCUCCGGACCUAUUGCUCAGUCCGCACUUUCCACAUUGUUUCUGAGUUGGUUGAGAGGAUGGCUAUGCUGGAGACCAAUCUCGCAGAGGAGGUUAAGCAGAAAGUGAAGGGUGUGGUUGUAUCCACGGCUCAGGGUAGUGACAAGAAGAGAAAGAGGGACUCGGCUGAGGAGGGUAAAACCUUAAGUGGUAGGUCUGAGUGCUCUAAGUGUGGUCGAUACCAUGGUGGUGAGUGUUGGAAAGCCAUGGGAGCCUGUACUCAUUGUGGUAAGAUGGAUCACUCUGCCAGGGACUGUCCUAGUCCGACAAGUGACUCCAGGACUUGUCACCACUGCGGCCAGAAGGGACACUACCGUAGGGACUGCCCUAAGAUGCAGAGGGGUCAGAGUAAGGGGCGUGCAGGGGCAAGCAAGCCGGUCCAGAAUAGGGGCCAGACCUCAGCACCGCGUGUGUACGAGCUGUCCAAAGGUAGGGAUGAGGCUCAGCCUUACAAGGCGAUCACUGGGACCUUAAGUAUUGGUGCUGUGGAAACACUUGGUACUUUUCGAUACUGGAGCUACACACAGUUUUGUGAGUCCAGAUAUGAUCGAAAAGGGCCGAUGCUUGUAGAUCUGAUUGUUGUCCCCCUAAAGAAUCAUGAGGUAAUCUUAGGUAUGGACUGGCUUGGAAAGUAUCGGGCAACUCUUGAUUAUCACCGGGGAAGAGUGCAAUUUGAGAAUGAGUUUGGACCGCCGAUCAAGUUCCAAGGGAUAAAGCCGACCUCUUGUUGUUUGGUGGUUUUAGCAAUCCAGGUGGAAAGGAUGCUUGGAAAUGGUUGUGAGGCCUUCUUGGCUACCAUUUACACCGAUGAGGUCGUAGGGGGUGGUGACCCGGAUGGGAUACCGGCUGACCCAUUUGUAAUAGAACUGGAGCCAGGAACGACCCCAUUGUCCAAAAGUCCAUAUAGAAUGGUUCCGGCUGAGAUGGCUGAGCUGAAGAAGCAACUUGAGGAGUUGCUUGAUAAGGGUUUCAUACGCCCUAGUAUAUCACUUUGGGGAGCACUAGUCCUAUUUGUGAAAAAGAAGGAUGGUAGCUUCAGGAUUGAUGAGUUGUUGGAUCAAGUCCGUGGAGCAAAGUGGUUCUCCAAGAUUGACUUGGCCUCUGGAUAUCAUCAGAUUCCAGUUGCGCAAGGUGAUAUAAGAAAGACCGCGUUCCGAACCAGGUACGGCCACUAUGAGUUUGUGGAGUACUUGGAUGAGUUUGUGAUUAUCUUUAUAGAUGAUAUACUCGUUUACUCUAAGACCAAGGAAGACCAUGAGAGGCAUCUUCGGGCAGUGUUGGGACGCUUGAGGGAGCAAAAACUCUUUGCUAAGUUGAGUAAGUGUAGCUUUUGGCAGAAUAACAUUGGUUUUCUUGGACACACGGUGUCUGAUCAAGAAGUGCCGGUGGAUCAAGAAAAGAUCAAGUGUAUACGGGAAUGGCCUCAGCCAAAGAAUGCUACGGAAGUACGAAGCUUCUUGGUAUUGGCCGGCUACUACCGGAAAUUUGUCAAGGGGUCUCGAGCAUAG